Molecule: messenger RNA, 1532 nt
Organism: Marchantia polymorpha subsp. ruderalis
Lineage: Eukaryota; Viridiplantae; Streptophyta; Marchantiopsida; Marchantiales; Marchantiaceae
Source: the annotation of a GenBank genome assembly
CCCAUUGCAUCGUCCUUCGGCUUCCUGCAGCUGCACUUCCUCGCGCACUUACCUCGUCCGCCCGCACUACAGCUCAAUUACAGCACGAGGUCCCGAAGGUGCAGGACGGAGAAUCGAAUUCAUUGAACAGAUAGUCGAGAAAUGGCGACCAUGGCUGCUGCGAGCACUGCCUCGGCCCUCGUCGCGGUGAGGGGGUGGGUGCAUGGCGAGCAGCAGCUGCUGCGCAGCUCGGGUUUGCACAAUGCCAACGGAUUUGUGGCCGUGAAGAAAACGAGCGUCUCCGUCAGGGCGCAGGCAGUCGCAGCUGGCGAAGCGGAGACGGCCACGAAGGCCGAGAGCACCUCGGACCCAAUUUUGUUGCGUGCUGUUCGUGGGGAUACUGUCGAGAGGCCGCCCGUGUGGAUGAUGCGCCAGGCCGGAAGAUAUAUGAAGGCUUACCAGAAACUGUCCGAGAAGUACCCCUCUUUUAGAGAAAGAUCGGAGAACACAGAUUUGUCUGUGGAGAUUUCGCUGCAGCCGUACCACGCGUUCAAACCUGAUGGAGUCAUCCUUUUUUCAGACAUCCUGACUCCGUUGACGGGCAUGAACAUUCCGUUCGACAUCAUUGAAAAGUCUGGGCCCAUCAUUCACAAGCCCAUUCGCACUGCCGCAGAUGUGGCUCAAGUUAGAGAAUUGGUUCCAGAAGAGGCCGUUCCUUACGUGGGGGAGACUCUCCGUAUCCUGCGUUCAGAAGUCGGAAAUGCUUCUGCCGUUCUAGGUUUUGUAGGAGCACCAUUCACCCUGGCUUCGUACAUCGUCGAAGGAGGCUCGUCCAAGAACUACACAGUCAUCAAGAAGCUUGCAUUCACUGAACCUCAGAUUCUCCACUCUUUGUUGCAAAAAUUGGCAGAGUCGAUUACUAUCUAUGUGAGGUACCAGGCCGAUGCAGGUGCUCAAGCUGUUCAGAUCUUUGACUCUUGGGGUACCCAUUUGAGCCCUGCCGACUUUGAGGUAUUCAGCCUUCCCUACAUUAAGUACAUUGUGGAAAACGUGAAGAAGACUCAUCCUAAUCUGCCCAUCAUCUUGUACGCAAGCGGCAGUGGUGGUCUGUUGGAGAGAAUGGCAACUUCAGGUGUUGAUGUUAUGAGCCUCGACUGGAGUGUGGAUAUGGCAGAAGGUAGAAAAAGAGUUGGUAAAGACCUCGCUGUGCAGGGAAACAUGGACCCUGCAGCCCUAUUCGGCUCCAAGGACUUUAUUACCAGAAGGAUUCACGAGACUGUAGAGAAAGCAGGACGAGACAAACACAUCUUCAACUUGGGCCAUGGUGUGCUAGUAGGUACUCCCGAGGAGAACGUAGCUCACUUCUUUGAAACUGCUCUGAACAUUAGAUACUAGUUAACCUGUCUUUGUUGAUAUUUUUUCUUCAUAAUUCAAUACAAUUUUGCCCAAAUGCUUCAGAUGAAUUUAUGUCGAAGACCAUCAAUCAACCUGCCCAUGGCCGUUAGACAAGGCUAUUUCUCAGCUUCCUCGACUUUGAUGAACGUGCGUCUAUG